Molecule: messenger RNA, 744 nt
Organism: Colletotrichum truncatum
Lineage: Eukaryota; Fungi; Ascomycota; Sordariomycetes; Glomerellales; Glomerellaceae
Product: vesicle transport V-SNARE protein
Biological process (GO): endoplasmic reticulum to Golgi vesicle-mediated transport; vesicle fusion
Cellular component (GO): ER to Golgi transport vesicle membrane; SNARE complex; endoplasmic reticulum membrane
Molecular function (GO): SNARE binding; SNAP receptor activity
Source: RefSeq, a predicted model, not a curated record
AUGAACGUCCAAUACAACUCGGCCCUGCGCCAAAGCAAGGCCAUCCGUAACGACCUCGAGAAGCUAUCCACAUCCGCUGCCCAACCCGCCGCUCUUACUCCCGCCGAGAUUGGCAACGUGUCCGCUUCUCUUGCCUCCUUCUCCAAGACUGUCGACGAAUACCACAACCUCGCCCGUCAGGAACUUGUCCCCAAGAAACAAGAAGAAGCCUUCGAGCGGGUGAAGCGUUUCCGCGAUGAUCUGGCCGAUUUCCGAUCGCAAGUCGACUCCCUCAAGAAGGCCCGCGAGGAUGCCAUCCACAACAACAACCGAGGCGAUCUUCUCGGCCGCAGAGCCUAUGUCACCUCAACCCCUGAGAACCCCUACGCCAACGUCAACAAGUCGUCGUCCUUCCAUAGCCGAGGUGCAUCCACGAGCCAGGCCAGUGGCGGUCUGAGUAUGGGUGGCAACGAUGUCACCAGAGAACAGCACGCCUUGCGGGAGCAGAAUUUCUUCGCUAGCACCAACUCGGCCCUCGAUGAGUACAUUGCGCGAGGGCAGGCGGUGCUGGGUGACCUAGGAACACAGCGCGAAAUGCUCAAGAACACACAGAAGCGACUUUACUCGGUCGGCAACACGCUAGGUAUCUCGGGCGACACCAUCCGCAUGAUUGAGCGCCGGGCAAAGGAGGACAAGUGGAUUUUCUGGGCCGGUGUCAUCAUUUUCUUCCUCUUCUGCUGGUUGGUCAUCCACUUCUUGCGGUGA